AUUACUUAGAGCCCUCAAGCUCUCUUCUUCUUUCUAUGUAGGCUUGUUGAUCAAUCUAGGGUUUCUGUUGCGAAACUGCAUAUCGUGAAGCAAUUGUUAGAGAAUUACAUAAGAGUUGCAUUCUGAGCUUUUCUUUCUUGAAUCCGUAUCUAAUGGCGGGAAGAAAUCGUGGACCUCCACUUCCCUCUAAAGGUGUUCCUCACAGUUCACUACCCAGCAUUCAUGAACAACCUCCAUUUGCUAGAGGCCUUGGCCCAAUUCCCCAUCCUGCAUUGCUUGAUGAGAUGAGAGAUCCCCAAUUCAAUAUGGGUUCCAGACAGCGCCCUCCUCAUCCAUCUAUUUUCGAAGAACAACUUUCAGCUCAGCACGAGGAUAUUCAAGGGCUUUUGGUUCAUAACCAGAGACUCGCUGCUACACAUGUAGCCCUUAAGCAGGAGCUUGAAGUUGCACAGCAGGAGUUACAGCGCACUGCUCAUUAUGCUAGUUCACUUCAUGCAGAGAAAGACGUGCAAAUGAGAGAACUACAUGAGAAAUCUAUGAAAAUGGAAAUGGAUCUUCGUGGGGUGGAGACCAUGAAGGCUGAGAUUCUGCAAGUUCAAUCUGAUGUUAAAGACUUAACUGCGAUGAAGCAAGAACUUACUAACCAGGUCCAAGCCAUGACACAAGACUUGACUAGAAUGACGACUGAUUUGCAAGAAGCUCCCACUGUUAAGACUGAUAUUGGCAAUCUUAAAAAAGAGUUACAUCAGGCUAGAACUGCUAUUGAGUAUGAGAAGAAGGGUUAUGCAGAGAACUAUGAGCAUGGUAUUGUGAUGGAGCAGAAAUUAAUCUCAAUGGCCAGAGAGCUAGAAAAAUUGCGUGCAGAAAUGGCUAAUGCUGAAAAGAGGGCACGUGCUGCUGCAGCAGUAGGGAACCCUGGUGCAAGCUAUGCUGGUAAUUACGUAAAUCAAGAAGCAGUUGGAUAUGGAUCGGCUCCUUACUCCACCGGCUAUGGCAUGCCUCCCAUGAAUCCUGUCCAAACAGGUGCUGUAAACUAUCCUCAAUAUGCACCUGGGCCUCCACCUGGUUCUUGGGGGACUUAUGAUAUGCAACAUGCUCAAGGGCAAAGAUAGAGUGAUUGCUGUGACAACAUCAUACAUUAUCUAUUGGCCUUAUUGUGUAAGUAGUAAUAUACUUACUGGAAUUACUCUUGACCUUGCUUUGCUAUCGAUAUGUGUAUGCUAUCUUAUCUGCC
Impatiens glandulifera is the source of this 1234-nucleotide messenger RNA. Its product is annotated as protein FLX-like 1. The transcript has 5 exons. The record is from RefSeq and is a predicted model, not a curated record. Bases 153 to 1112 code for a protein of 319 amino acids. Lineage: Eukaryota; Viridiplantae; Streptophyta; Magnoliopsida; Ericales; Balsaminaceae.